GAAUAGUGUAAGAACGAUAAAAAAGUUUCUCUCGAGGUGAAUGACAAUGAAAAUUAUGACAGAAUGAUAAUUUUAUAAUCAAUCGGUCCCUUGAUGUUUGUACGCAAUAUUAUUCUUUACACGAGAGUCUUGUUUCAUGCGGUCGAAAAUAUCGUAUUCAAUAUGGCGGCGCCCCGUUCAGAAAAAAACCAUUCACAUAUUACUUUUUGGCUUAAUACCACUUAAUAAAUGGACUACGUAGACUUUUUUUUAUAAUUGACCUCCAACUUUGAAGCUGAUUUGUUCAACUUGCGCAGCUAUUUUUUAAACUGUAGAGUGUAUAGACGUGUAAUAAUCUAUGAAUUUAGGCGUAUUCAACAGAGUUAAUCUCAAGGAUUCCCAAGGAGGAAUGUAUUCAGAAUGGGCUUCAUUAAGCACUCUGAUCCUGCAAGGUUCAGAGGAAAGCCAAAGCGUACUAGGAAAAUUUCCUCCUGGUACAGGAAAAGAAGUUGCAUUAUCCAUAGUACAUCAGCUUGCUGCAAAUCUUGGCAUCACUCAAGCAGGAGAGCCUAGUUCACUCUCUACUGACAAAGAAGUACAAUGGUGCAUGGAAGUGAUAUGUUAUGGAUUGUCAUUGCCAUUGGCUGAGCAUGACACUGUCAGAGAUUGUGUGAACAUAUAUUGCGAGUGGCUGUCCGCAUUAUAUUCUACUCCAAAAAUUUCUGUACCCAGACCAAUAGUAGAUGAUCCAAACUUUUAUGCCAGAAAAAUUAUAAGUCAUUUUCACAAUUUGUUCGUUCCAAGAAAAGGUGAAGUCUGGCCUUUUUUAUAUCAGGAUCUAGGUACAGAUACAAUAAAUCGACAGGCUGUUUUGUGUCAUCGAGUGCUUAGAACUCUGCAGCAAAUCGCAAGAGGUCCGGCUACUUUAGAAAGAGAAACGUGGGAAAGUCUGCUGUUAUUUCUCAUUGGCAUUAACGACGCAUUAUUGGCACCACCAGCGACGAGAGAAGAUGCUGGAGAACAACUGUGCGAGAGAGUGCUUGGUGUACUGUUAGAGGUAUGGCUCGUUUCUUGUGAACGCAGUUUUCCUUCACCUCCUUUAUGGCGCACAUUACGAGAAUCCUGUCUGCGUUGGCGUCAUAGAUUAGCUUUAGUCGAACAAUGGAAUCGCGUGUGUCUUGCACUUACAGCAAGACUGCUACAGAUCAUGUAUGGACCAAUGUUUCCUGAACUAAAAAUAAGUGAGGAGGACAUGCAGCUUGUAUCACCUACCAUGUCAGAUGAGGCAGUAGCACAAGCAUGGUACAGACUAUUGCGCACUAUUGGCGAUCCUGUGGAUUUAUGUAGGCCUGCUAUUGUUUCGCAAACACAGGCAUUUCUACAAUACGCGAUUGCUAGUCCGAAUGUUAUUGAUCCGUGCCAGCAUCCGUGUUUGCAGAGUUUGCCACAAAUAUUUCUGAAAGCCAUAAAAGGCAUAGCAGGUCAAGUUGAUGCUUUUCUGGGCGUUUCACAGGCAUGCUGCUGGGAAGAGUGCUGUUUGUCCAACGUUCCAUCAGGAAAUAGCGGUCCCGGCAGCGGGGGUGUCGGAUGGGAUAGGUCAAAUGGCAAGGAUCAGCCUCAACCUUCUCCGACACCCCCAACUCAACGCAGACUUGCCAAAAGUUUCAGUGUCACUCCUUCUGCAGUCACGAAGGGUAUUCCUAAAGCGUCGUUAAUUGGAUUAACAACAAGUCGCGUAUCUAGUACACCACCGAUGUUGAUAUCGAAUUCUGGACCGUCAUCUGCUUCGAGUACUGCUUCUAUGACCUCACUUGGCCAAGACAUCAGACCUCCCUUAGCUCCUGGGCGUCCCAAGUGCAAUAGCAUACUGCAUCUUUUCGGAGAAUGGUUGUUCGAGGCCGCGUUUAUCGGUACUGAUGGCUGGUCGCAGAAUCUAUCACAACCUUCGGGCGCGUCGAAACGUCCAUCUUCAGUGCUUGUAGAAGGACCAAGUUCACUGCAAGAGACCGUGAGCGACGUACCGCCGACACUCGGUAUAGAUCGCUACGAGUCCGGCAGAGCAGAGGCUCUGGGCGCUUUGUGCAGAAUUUUCUGCGCUAAGAAAACGGGAGAGGAAAUAUUGCCCGUAUACUUAGCUAGAUUUUAUCAAGCAAUGUACCACGGUCUUAAAGUUGACGAGUCUCGCGAAUGCGGUGAAACACUCGCGAGCAUUCUGUUAAAUUCCGCUGACUUGUUUCGUUUGGAUUUGAACGGUAUACAAGUCUUGGUACCGGUCGUACUGUCUGCUCUGGAAGUAGUUCUACCAGAAAAAGAUUUGAAACUGAAAUCUAACACAGUAUCGAAAUCAGAUUUGAGAAGAGCUUCGAUACAUUUGUUAAUAUCGAUGUUAACAUUGCCUCUGCAUUUUCAGAAUCUCGCUAUUAAGGAACUUCCGACAUUUCCGGGCACGAAUUCUUCCGAGAAAACGCCUGUAACGUUUGUACAGUUAAAAUCGAGACUCAUGAAUUUGCUCAUAAAUGCUUUACAAGUAGAGACUGAUCCUCAGAAUACGCACAUGUUGUUAGGGGCUCUUUUAUUGAGCGUGCAAGAUUCUGCAGCAGCAGAAGAAGUGGAACAAGUCACGCAACCCGAUACAGUAGCUAAUGACUCGACAACUAACUUAUUAUCUUCAGUCACCAGCGAUUCAGCCAGUCAAAUAAGUAUAUCCAGCGAUCAGCGAUCAAUUGGCGAUGCCUCUGAUAUUGUGACUCUUCAAGAGGAAUGCAUUGCGUUCGAUUCUGCCCAUGCUCUUUUUGUACGGGCAACGUACUUAGUGUGUCAUCGUUUGAUCUCAUCAUGGAAGACUGACUUAAAUAUCUCUCUAGCAGCACUCGAGAUGCUGUCAGGAUUGGCACGUACGCGUAUUCGUGAAACAGCAAGGAAACUUACAGAUGCCUUGGAAUGCAAAAGAGCGGUAAAAUGGUUGUGCGAUUAUAUUUCGUAUCAAUGUUGGCGUCCGCCUCCAGCACAUUCUAAGGAUCUCCAUUCUUCUAUUGUUGCUGCGUUUAGUUGUCUGACUACUUGGCUAACUGCUCAUCCACAGUUGUUACAGGAUAAAGAUUGUUUGACUACGGUAUUAGAAGUUGUCGAACUUGGAGUAUCUGGUACGAAGAGUGUUGGAAAACCAGGAGAACCCAUCAAAAUGAAAGACGAGAAAGAACUUAAACCCGCAUCUAUGCGCGUAAGAGACGCCGCUGAUGCGCUUCUUACUAUUCUAUUGGAACAGGUUGGUUAUUUUCCGAGCGCCUGUGGAGCACAAUCACUUUCGUCACUAUUGGACGAAGUAUCUUUGCUUCGGCACUGCAACAGCUGGACAGGUGGACGUGUAGCGCGACAAGCUGCUGUUGAGAGAUUUCGUUACUUCGUGUCUGAGAACGCGAUCGUACUGGCUUUAUUAGAGGAGCCUCUGGGAAAUGAUCAAGAUCCUCAGCCGACUGUGACAGUUCUCAUCCGCGGACCGUUCGGCAGACAUGCGUGGACGAUGCAGCUUCGUCAUUUGCCACGUCAUCGAUCUAGCAUUAGAAGUAUUAACAGUAAUCCUGGUCGACCGUUGCCAUUAGCCGAAGCCGCACCGCGAACGGAUUACAAGCCGAGAUUUUUCCCGGACAAUGUGGAUCGUAUUCCCCACUGCAAAGUAGACGAAUCGAUACCGAGUCUCGAAGCAGUUAUGAGCGAUAAUGACGCAGUGCGAGAUGAACAUCAGAUUUUGGCGCAGCUUUUAGAGCGUCAAAUAACACUCGAAUCAAAACACGACAAUAGUAAUAUAAAGAAUGCAGAUGACAAAACUGACGAAUGUGUACCGCCACAAAUCUGUCACGAAUUUCAAACAGCUCGUUUGUUUUUAAGCCAUUUCGGUUUCUUAAAUAUGGAACCUAAGGACAACGAAGAAUCCAGAAAUAGCGGUCUUAUCGCUCUAGAUCCGACUAUUCCCGGAUUCUGCAUGGAUUUAGAAACGUUGGACAAUAUUAGCCCACGAACCUGCGAUACUGUUCACGUCUUUUAUGUGAAGGCAAAUCAGAAGUCCGCCACUGAGAUAUUAUCAAACGUGCUUCAUGAGGAAAACGUAUCUCCGAACUUCCUGGAGUUCUUAAGUUCUCUCGGUUGGCCCGUUUCUGUAUCCGCUCACGCGGGUUGGACGGGUCAUGUGUCUACUUCGUGGAGAGUAACGGCGCAAAUAAACGUGCCACAACCAGCUCACAGCAAUCACGGCGGAGCACUCUACAACGGUGAUACUCACGUGUUAUAUUGGGCGGACGUGAGUUCGGAAAUUGCAUUCGUUGUAUCCACGCAAUCGUAUCUCAUGGCGAGUUCGGACUCGCUAGAAGAAUCCAGUUACAGCAGCGAUAUCAGUAGCAGUGGACAAACGUGGUUUGAGCGGAGCAUCAGCGAAAGUGCGGACAAUCGAAGUUUGCACAACACAACGCAGACUUCUCGAGCAAUGUCGCUUGAUUUGGAGAAACAACCGUCGAGUCUGACAAGCACAGGUCCAACGAAUUCUUCGAGUGCGGAUCCCAUCAGACCCAGAAGGUCGACGAAACAAUCUCUACCUGCGCAGACUAAUACAAAAAUUAUGGUUGUAUGGUUGGAAAGUCUGGAAGAUCAUAUUUCGUUUCCGAUUGGUGACUUGCUUCCUUCCACUUACACGGGAUUGGAACAAUCGAGAAUGCUGCAGGCUUCCGACGUACAUGUUAUUUUUCUUCAAGCUCUCGCUAACGGAUUGAUAAGAGUUAAAUUACGAGGACCGGUCAGUAGGAUUAAUCUGGCAACACCUUUAAUCGAUGGUAUGGUAGUAUCAAGAAGAGUUUUGGGAACUCUAGUGAGACAAACGGCUCUUAAUAUGGGGCGUAGAAAAAGACUCGAUAACGACAGUUAUCAUCCACCACAUGUACGAAGACGUCUGAAAAUUCAAGAGAUGGUACAAAAAUAUAAGAGAAAUUUGACAGAUCCGGAAUUAUUAACACUUUUAUUCAGCAGCACUCAAACUUAUCAAAUGCAAUAGACUCGUAUAAGAAUCUCUCACGUAAACAGUGAUCAAUGUCUUUUUUCAUCGUCAUAAAGCGGAAGGAUUAAAGCUAUAAAAUUUGCAAAUCAAUCAGUUUGACGCAUUUCGUGAUAAUACAAAGCAGAGAUAAAAAAAAAGUCAAUUCAUGUCGAUUUAAUAAUUAUUAAUUAACUUAUCAUGUCGAUUUAAUUAUUAU
This is a messenger RNA of Pseudomyrmex gracilis, 5216 nucleotides long. Its product is annotated as ral GTPase-activating protein subunit beta. Lineage: Eukaryota; Metazoa; Arthropoda; Insecta; Hymenoptera; Formicidae. Gene Ontology annotation, molecular function: GTPase activator activity. The transcript is spliced from 24 exons. The record is from RefSeq and is a predicted model, not a curated record. Gene Ontology annotation, biological process: regulation of small GTPase mediated signal transduction; activation of GTPase activity. Bases 338 to 5017 code for a protein of 1559 amino acids.